Messenger RNA from Phodopus roborovskii (desert hamster), 1114 nucleotides. Its product is annotated as putative vomeronasal receptor-like protein 4. Gene Ontology annotation, molecular function: pheromone receptor activity. The record is from RefSeq and is a predicted model, not a curated record. The coding region runs from base 170 to 1114 and encodes 314 amino acids. Gene Ontology annotation, biological process: G protein-coupled receptor signaling pathway. Lineage: Eukaryota; Metazoa; Chordata; Mammalia; Rodentia; Cricetidae. The transcript has a single exon. Gene Ontology annotation, cellular component: membrane.
AAAGCAAGAACAGAAGGGGCAAGAAUGAAAUCAGGCAUCUAUGAGCAAAAAACUCUGUGCAUUUUCAUAAUACACUGUUCUUUUCACUGGAGAACGCCCACAGGCACGAACCAUAUCAUGUUGACCUCCUUAUGCUUCUCAAAAGGGUUUUCCUAGCUGUGGAAAUAUCAUGAAGAUGAUUUGGAGAGACUUCAUCCAGAGAUUAACUUUCAUUUCACUUACUGGACUUGGAAUUUUAGGUAACAUCAUUUUAUUUGUGAGACAUAUGUAUACUUUUAUUAUGAGUCCUGAGAAAAAAAAUAUAGACGUUAUUCUCAUCCACCUGGCUUUUGUUAACACAAUCAUUAUUCAUUGCAUAGGGGUCAGAGACAUAGCCAAAAUUUUUUAUUUUAGAAACUUCCUAGGUGACUUUGGUUGUAAAACUAUAAUUUAUCUAGAAAGGGUGGCUCGUGGUCUCUCCAUCUGCACCACCUGUCUCCUCAGUGUGGUCCAGGCUGUCACCAUCAGUCACAGGACCACCCUUUGCAGAAAGGUCAAACCACAGACUGCAUGGCAAGUUCUCCCCUUUCUCCUCCUCUUUUGGAUCUUUAAUUCCCUGAUAAGCUCCAACUUGCUCCACUAUAUUACAUCAACCAGGAGCAUGAACAGGUCUGAAGUUGGGAUGUAUACUGGGUAUUGCUAUAUGUUGCCGUCCAAGUACACAUUUAAGUGGUUGUUCCUCUCUCUCAUGGCUCUUCGUGAUAUCGUUUUUCAGAGUCUCAUGGGCUGGAGCAGUGGGUCUAUGGCUCUCCAUCUGUACAAACAUCACAUACGUGUCCUGCACCUACGCAGCUCCAGGUUCACAAAUAAUUCCAGACCAGAAAUCAGAGCUGCCCAUAGCGUUCUCACUCUCAUGACCUGUUUUCUUUUCUUUUAUUGGGCAGAUUUCCUUUUCUCCUUCUACAUAGGCUCCAUAGUGACACAUGAUUCCACAAUACUCAAUAUUAAGGCAUUUUUAGUGCUUAGUUAUGCUGGCCUCAGUCCCUUUGUCCUGAUCAUCAGGUAUGUCCAUGUUGCUAAGCAUUGCUGUGUUCUGAGAAGUAAAAAAUCCCUUUUCACACCCAGUUCUUUAUGA